Menidia menidia (Atlantic silverside) is the source of this 5559-nucleotide messenger RNA. Lineage: Eukaryota; Metazoa; Chordata; Actinopteri; Atheriniformes; Atherinopsidae. The record is from the annotation of a GenBank genome assembly.
AUGAAUUCAGACGCCGCGGAGCACAAAGACGCAGCCCGGCCGGGGGCAGCUGCCGUCCGGCGGGGGCUCGCGGAGCCGCAUCCGCGCGGCGGAGGGGUCGGUGUGCCAGCCACCGUGGGCUUCAUCCAUCGCUGCUGGCAGGUGGAUUCUACACUAAUGAAUGUUGGGGAUGGAGGCACGGUGAGCAGAGAGAUCAGUGCUCCGACUAAAGCGUCCACUAGCAUGGUGGGAAAUCCCCCCCAGACGCUACCAGCGGAAUUCAGAGGAGAUGUUGACCUCAGUCAACAGAACAAGACCACUCCGACAAGAGACUACAAGGCAGUAAAAGCCUGCUUGGACUCCACUAAUUGUAACCACAGCCCAGAACUGUCCCCGCCCCAACAGCCUAAUAAUGCACCAAUGUCCGGCUCCGUCCUCACCAGCACAGAGAAGAGAUCCGACAAACGGUCAGACGCGCCUAAAGUCCGGGCCGACGGUGCCGGAGUCUUCCCUACAGCUCAGUGGUCGGGCGGUGUAAAAGCGGGCCGGGACGACCCCCUCGGCCCUUGCCACGGCAGUGUGACGUCCAGCUGGCAGGUGGAUUCUACACUAAUGAAUGUUGGGGAUGGAGGCACGGUGAGCAGAGAGAUCAGUGCUCCGACUAAAGCGUCCACUAGCAUGGUGGGAAAUCCCCCCCAGACGCUACCAGCGGAAUUCAGAGGAGAUGUUGACCUCAGUCAACAGAACAAGACCACUCCGACAAGAGACUACAAGGCAGUAAAAGCCUGCUUGGACUCCACUAAUUGUAACCACAGCCCAGAACUGUCCCCGCCCCAACAGCCUAAUAAUGCACCAAUGUCCGGCUCCGUCCUCACCAGCACAGAGAAAAGAUCCGACAAACGGGCAGACGCGCCUAAAGUCCGGGCCGAUGGUGCCGGAGUCUUCCCUACAGCUCAGUGGUCGGGCGGUGUAAAAGCGGGCCGGGACGACCCCCUCGGCCCUUGCCACGGCAGUGUGACGUCCAGUAAGAAGUCGCAUCCGCAAACACAGCCUCUGCAAAGCAUCGCUCCCGGAUUCCAGUGUUCCGCCAUGUUCAAACCAGCUCAGCCCGUUGCCUUCCUCCCCUCCACUAAUUUCUCCCCUUCGCUUUGUAAGAUUAAUCUUCCACCAGCAUUAAGUCAGAUAGCUGCUUUGAGAGAAAGCCACUUUCAGAAGGACGCUCAGCCUCAGAGCUCAGGUGCGGGAGACCCCCCCCUCAUGCGGACCUAUCCCUAUUCCUUGUCUGUCGGCCGGACCUCGGAUAAAAAAGGCGGUGGAUCGGCCUUAAAGCUCAAAUCAAACCACGCGUCAGGCAAGAACUCCAAAUCUCUGGGAGAGCAUAAGUCUCUGACCUCUGUGGUGGCCUCGCCGGCGCUGCAGCACCCGUCGCUGACCUCGGCGGCCCCCGCCCACUACACGCUGUCCCCCACCGCCGCCAUCUGCUGCAGCUCCACUCUGGCCAGCAUCACCUCUCAGAGCAAACUCCUGAACCACGUGGAGAAGGGCAACGGCAUAGACAAAACAGCCAUGGGCUCCCUGAACGCGGCACCCCCCCCCGGAGCAGAGCACCGCACGCCCUGCUCACCGGAGACCAGAGACGUGCCUCUGGAUUUAUCGGCCAAGUCCAAACGCCCAAAAUGCACAAGCGAGGCUCCCGUUUCCGGGAAGGAGCCUCACGACGACGAGUCCAAUCAGAGGGAUUUUCUGAACGCAAAGAGGACUCAUUCGACGGCCUACAGCUCGGCCAUGCAGUACCCCAUCCUACCAAAUACCCACAGAAACGGAUCCCACCAAAAGCAGUUGAAUAAGUCCCAGAAUCACCAGGUCCCCGAGCCCAAACCCACCUGGGGGAAGGGACCUUCACAGGAGUCGCUAAAAACCAUCCCUGGUACGUACGUGGGUGUGGCCAGCCCCAUACUGGCGUCCACUUUAAGGAGCAAAGAUGGGAAAGCGACCUUUGCAGAUGAGUUUCAGAGUUUUGCAAAGCAAGAGUUUAUAUCCAUAGUAGACCAAGGGGAGCAUCUGUCCUCAGGAGGGAAGAAGCCCUCCUGUCUAAUGAAGGGCAGCCAGCAGGCCCCCCCUGUCAAGCACGUCAAAAACCCCAGCACAGCCCCGACUAAAAACUGUCCCCCUAAAGGAGCGCUGACCACCGCCCUGCUGAGCUCCGCCGGCCCCCCGGCUCACCCCAAAUCCGGAGCGGGCAAACCCGCGCUGCCCUACCCCACCGCCGUCCUCAGCCAGACCUGGCAGCCGCCGGCUCACCCCCCCCACCAGUCGCCGCCCGCUCAGAGGAAGAUCGCCCCGGGGUACCCAAAGACAAAGGCCGCCGCCGUCACAGAGGGGUGUAAGUUCCAGAGCCCCUUCAAGACCGAGGAGGACAAGUGGGAGAGGAUGAAGUCUCCGCUGUCCAACCUGGCGUCCAUUGUGAAACAGCAAGCCCUGGAGACGGCGCUGACCGCCGAGGGGAACAGCCCCGCCUCGCCCGGCGCCUCCAGAAAGGCCGACGCGCCGAAUUCCCUCUCCGGGGGCCAAGACUCCCAAUCCAAACACGCCUCUCAUUUCGAAUACCCGCCAUACUGGUCUGUGAACAAGUGUCCUGGUGCGUCGGCUCAGGAGGAACCGACUCAGACCACCAAAAGGCACGACAAGACGAACGCCACCGAGCCGUCCGAGAACGACGGGGCUGUGCACGCCAGGCACGAGCAGUGCACGGCACAGCACACGAAGCAGGCUUCCUCCAAGGCCGCCGGCCAGUCCCAUCUGUUUGGCAGCAGCGCGUCCACAAACGGGAGCCGCUCGGAGAGCAAACUGGCCCAGGUAUUAGAGGGGGGGGCGUCCAGGGAAGAAGACGGGCCCUCAGACGCUCCCCCCAGCAAAAAGGAGGGCGCGGUCGCCUCCAUCGCCAGGGGCCAGUGCGAACGGCGGGGCAGCAAGUUAGAGAAGAAAGCAAACGGAACCAAAGAGGAGUCGCCAACCAAAGGAAAAGCAGCUGCCAAGAAACAAAAGAAGGCCACUCCCAAGAAGGCGGCAAAGGAGAAGUCGCCCGCGGAGCCGGUGAAGAAGGCCCCCGGGAGGAAGAGACGGGACACGGAGAACAGUCCAGCCAAAGCCUCUCCCAAUAAGAAGCAGAAGAAACGAUGUGCGCCUGUGCUGGAGCAGAGUCUUUCCCCACAGAGGAAAGAGCCCAUUCCAAAGGACAAGAACAGCCCCAACCGGGCGGAGCAGCCGGGACGCCACCGAGCAGGCACCCCCCCCCCCCACGCUCGCCAUCCUGAGACCUGGGCCCAGUCGGCUCAGCCUGAACUGCUUUCCGAUAUCGCUUUUGGUUUUAGCGAUGCAUACCUGUGCACAGACAGAAAAGACAGCCGGAGUCGUCCGGACAGCCGGGAGCCGUCGGCGUGCGUGGGCAGGGAGGCGGACGCCGCAGAGUCCUCCUUCCCGAGGCUGAGGAGGGGCCGGCGGCGGGCCGACGAUGCCCGGCUGGACCUCUGGGGCUUUGCGACUCCUUCUCCCCCACCCCCGCCGAUGCCUCCUCCCCCAGCCUCUCCCCCCCUGUCACCAUCGCAGACCCCCGCUCAGCCCGCCCGUCGUCCUCGGGGGAGGCCUCGAUCAAACACCCAGCCCGAGCGCACCCUUCAGGGCAAAGCCAAGAUCGCCGGCACAGAGAGAGACGCGGCCCCUCAUAAGAAACGCCGGCGAUGCACAAGUAAGAAGUAUGAAACCGGGGACUACAUCACCGAGAAGGACAAGCUGGAAGAUGGAGGACACCUUGAAGGCUCCCUGAGACAGGAAACCGUCAUCACAGCAGAUCCGCCGUGUGCGAGCCCGACGGCCCCCUUCACGGGCUCCCCCCAGCGGAGACCCUUGUUCACCCGCUCGGGGUCAGUCCGCUACCAGGAGAGCGAGGAGUCGCCGGAGUGCAACGACAAGCCUGCAGGGAAGAGGAAGUUCAAAAGCAAACACUUAUGCGACAGUGACGAGCAGAAGCAUAAGACCAAACGUGGCGGCCCGGGGAAGCGGGGCGCCUCUCUUCCUCUGGACGACGACGCCGUCGGGGUAAAAGGGCCCGUCACGCCCUCACCUAACCCCAAGAGCCUGCCGUCCUCUCCGCCCAAUAAGAAGGGCUCGUCGGGGAGGAGCAGCGGUUCAGACUCGCCUACGAAACGGCCCGUCCCCCCCGAGGUCCGUCGACUGAUCGUCAACAAAAACGCCGGAGAGACGUUGCUGCAGCGCGCGGCCCGCCUCGGCUACCAGGACGUGGUCCAGUACUGUCUGGAGAAGGACAUCAGGGAGGUGAACCGGCGCGACAACGCCGGCUACACGGCGCUCCACGAGGCGUCCUCACGCGGCUGGACUCAGAUCGUCCAGAUGCUGCUGAAGCACGGCGCCGACGUGAACUGCAGCGCUCAGGACGGGACGCGGCCCCUUCACGACGCAGUAGCCAGCGAUAACCUCCCGAUAGUCUGGCUGCUCCUGAACCACGGCGCCGACCCGACUCUGGCCACCUACUCCGGUCACACCCCCAUCAAGCUGGCACACAGUCAGAGCAUGAAGACCUUCCUCACAGAAUAUUUCUUGGACCUGGAAGGCCGCCACGAGCAGGACUCCAGCAUGCCCUGGGACUUCUACAGCAGCUCCCUGUUUGAGACAGAGAAGGAGCCCUGCUGGGACUUCCUGCUGUCCGAGCAGGACCAGGACCUGGAGGAGAGCGGAGCCGGGAAGACGGACCAGGACUCGGAAAAGGAUUGCCUUCUGUUCGAGUUCUCCUCAGAGCCCCUGCUGCCCUGCUACCACGUGCAGGUGUCGCUAACACAGGGCUUCUGUAACUGGUUCCUUCUGUCCGACGUGCUGAAGCGGCUGAAGAUGUCGGCGCGGAUCUUCCGGGCGCGCUACCCGCACCUGGAGAUGGUGAGUCUGCCGCAGGCCGAGCUGUGGAAGCAGGUCUCAGUCAGCCAGGUGAGCGCCUCAGCGCCUCCGCACAGAGGCCGGAGCAAGGAGGACGACCGGGAGGAGGAGGAGGAGGAGGAGGAGGAGGAGGAAGAGGAGGAGGAGGAAGAUGGACUGGCGGAGCUGGUGCGUUGCGUGCCGGAGCUCCAGAGACUGCUGGGCUCCUCCAUUCACAUCCUACAAGAGGAGGAGGAGGAGGAGGAAGAGGAGGAGGAGGAGGAGCUCAUCCAAGUCUUUUAUCUUGGUUUGACUCUGGCGUGGAGCCGGAGAAAAGCAAAAGUCAGGGAGGCCUCGAGCCCCGGGGGGGUUUCUCUGCCCACCUCGCAGACCUGGAGACCCGCAAAAAAGACGGAGACCACGGCCCGCCAUCACCCCUCUCCCCCCGCGUCUCCACCCGCUGCCACGCAGCUGCAGCUCACGUUUCCUCCACAUUUCACCAAACCCCCCCCUCCACCCCCCCGUGGGCGGCAUGAGAUGAGGUCUGGAGGUUUGGGACUGCCGGUAGGGGACCCACCUGGAGUGGCCGGGCUGUGGAGGGCAGGGGCCGGCAGGCCGCUAACGGAGGCUGUUUUUGGCCUGACGGGGCUGAGCUGA